Molecule: messenger RNA, 7917 nt
Organism: Salvelinus fontinalis (brook trout)
Lineage: Eukaryota; Metazoa; Chordata; Actinopteri; Salmoniformes; Salmonidae
Product: adhesion G protein-coupled receptor L3-like
Exons: 26
Coding region: 893-5593 (1566 amino acids)
Biological process (GO): adenylate cyclase-activating G protein-coupled receptor signaling pathway; synapse assembly; cell surface receptor signaling pathway
Cellular component (GO): cell-cell junction; glutamatergic synapse; membrane
Molecular function (GO): G protein-coupled receptor activity; carbohydrate binding
Source: RefSeq, a predicted model, not a curated record
UCGAGUCAAGACCGCAUUUCUCUCAGGCAGUGCUCCGAAUUUGGUUUGUCAUGCGCCGAGAGCUCAGCUUUGGAAACAAUUUCUCGAGUUCUUUGCCGUGGACCUUUUCUAACAAGAGGCUAAAUACAUUAUUUUGGAUACUCUUUUUUUUGUUUUUGUUGGCAUAACAUGUUACGCCUUUGAGCUUUUUCUUUAGGACAUGAUGUAGCCUAGCUACUGCACAAAAGAGGACGUGUGUCACUGUUGAGGGAUUGACAUCUAGAUAGAACGGGCUCCUUGUGUAGGCUUUCUCCCGCAAUAUCAUCAGUAGCCUAUAGGCUACACGGAUCAUACUACAGACAUUUCCAGCUCUUCUAUUAACUUACCGGACUCGUGAAAGAAUAGGCUAUAGCCUUAACGGAGUUAUUCGAAAUAAUUAUUGGGAAUCGCGUUCUUUUCCCUCGAUCAUCUGAGUAGAUUGAAAUCUGCAUGGUUUUCAGUGCGCAAGUACGAUAGCCUAUCCAUUGGGGAAAGACAAUAUUGUGUGAGCAAUUUUAUGACUUACACUUUCAAUGGGAUGACUACUUGAAGGGUAUAAUCGUUUUCACCGGUAUCAUCUUCUAAAACACGGAUGGGAUAUAUGGUUCUAGACUCUGAGAUGUGAUGUACUGGAUUUGUAAGGAGCUUUGACGAGAGAAGAAUCACUCCCAGGUCUGAAGGUGAUAUCAUCAACCUGAAAGCUUACUCCAUUGUCUUACUGAAGGGAUGGCACCCGAUUAGGAUAGGCUUUGAGGACCGUAAAACAGGACUGGGCGCAGCGGAGGGAACCGUAGCACACGGAGCACUUGCUUCAGGCCCACCAGGGAAGGCCUGACCCCUCCAUUGGGCGGAUCGGCAGCCAGGCGGAGGGGCCAUGUUGACUGCACGCCUGCUCCUCUUCGCCAGCCUGUUCGCGCCAGCAGCUCUGGCCUUCAGUCGAGCGCCCAUCCCCAUGGCUGUGGUGAGGAGGGAGCUGUCGUGUGAGAGCUACCCCAUCGAGCUGCGCUGUCCGGGCACUGACGUCAUCAUGAUCGAGAGUGCCAACUACGGCCGCACCGAUGACAAGAUCUGCGACGCAGACCCGGCACAGAUGGAGAAUACGCGCUGCUACCUGCCAGAUGCCUACAAGAUCAUGUCCCAGAGAUGUAAUAAUCGGACCCAGUGUGCUGUAGUGGCUGGACCAGAUGUAUUUCCUGACCCUUGCCCCGGAACCUAUAAGUACCUAGAAGUCCAGUACGAAUGUGUACCCUACAAAGUGGAACAAAAAGGCUCCUCAGUAUUCCUGUGCCCCGGCUUGCUGCGAGGGGUGUACCAGAGCGAACACCUCUUUGAGUCAGACCACCAAUCCGGUGCCUGGUGUAAAGACCCCCUCCAGGCCUCUGACAAGAUCUACUACAUGCCCUGGACGCCAUACCGCACGGACACGCUGACCGAGUACUCCUCCAAAGAGGACUUCAUCGCCGGGCGACCCACGACCACAUACAAACUACCGCACCGUGUCGACGGCACAGGCUUUGUAGUAUACGACGGCGCACUGUUCUUCAACAAGGAGCGCACGCGCAACAUCGUCAAGUUUGACCUGCGCACGCGCAUCAAGAGCGGUGAGGCCAUCAUCGCCAACGCCAACUACCACGACACCUCGCCGUAUCGCUGGGGGGGCAAGUCGGACAUCGAUCUCGCCGUAGACGAGAACGGCCUGUGGGUCAUCUACGCCACGGAGCAAAACAACGGGCGCAUCGUCAUCAGCCAGCUCAACCCCUACACCCUCCGCGUGGAAGGAACCUGGGACACCGCCUACGACAAGCGCUCGGCCUCCAACUCCUUCAUGAUCUGCGGGAUUCUCUACGUGGUGAAGUCGGUCUACGAAGAUGACGACAACGAGGCGACCGGGAACAAGAUUGACUAUAUCUACAACACGGAGCUGAGUAAAGAUGGCUUCCUGGACAUCCCCUUCCCCAACUCGUACCAGUACAUCGCCGCCGUGGAUUACAACCCGCGGGACAACCUGCUGUACGUGUGGAACAAUUACCACGUGGUCAAGUACUCGCUGGACUUUGGUGCCUUGGACGGUAGACCAGAAUCGUCAUCGUCUGUGAUCGUUUUUAUGGAUACCACGACAACGCGGACUACAACUCGACCGGCGACGGUUUCCAUGACGACCACGCCAACAACCAGCUCCACCACAACCACCAGGGCCUCUGCGACGACCCCCGUUGCCCAGCGACCGCGCACCACCUCGACUACUCUGCCGCCGCCAUUGCCGCCAGCAGAGGGCAAUAUCCCAGAGGGCAACACAAGGUCGUCCCCGUCCUCCAAGCUCCCCAACGUCGGCAUUGAGUACUGUAACCCCAUGAUCAUGUCAGACGUGUCUUGGCCCAAGACCAGACAGGGACUGGUGACCAGGCAACCAUGCCCAACUGGAACAAUAGGCGUGGCCAUGUAUCUGUGUAUGGGGCCUGAAGGAUACUGGGACCCCCUAGGUCCCGACCUCAGCAACUGUACGUCCCCGUGGGUCAAUGUCAUCACCCAGAAGCUCAAAGCAGGAGAGACUGCAGCCAUCAUUGCCAGGGAGUUGUCGGAGCAAACUAAGAGUAACCUUCAGGCAGGUGACAUCACCUACACAGUCAAGGCCAUGGGUCAGCUUGUGGACCUACUUGACGUGCAGCUGAGGAACCUUACCCCUGGAGGCAAAGAUAGUGCAGCCCGCAGCCUCAACAAGCUGCAGAAAAGAGAGCGCUCUUGCCGGUUUUACGUGCAGGCCAUGGUCGAGACCGUGAACAACCUGCUUCAGCCCCAGGCCCAGUCGGCGUGGAGGGACCUGAGCACCGGGGAGCAGCUGAGAGCAGCCACCAUGCUACUGGACACGGUGGAGCAAGGAGCCUUCGUCCUGGCCGACAACCUGCUCAAGACGGACAUCGUGCAGGAGAACACCGACAACAUUCAGCUGGAGGUGGCCCGGAUGAGUACGGAAGGCAAUCUGCACGACCUGAAAUUCCCACAAAGUGGCGGCCAUGGUAACUCCAUCUCCCUGUCAUCAAGCACCUUGAAACAACAUGGGAGAAACGGAGAGAUCCGGAUGGCCUUCGUCCUGUACAAACACAUCGGUGCCUACCUGUCUACAGAGAAUGCCAGCAUGAAGCUCGGCAGGGAAGCCAUGGCCACCAACUACUCUGUCAUUGUCAACUCUCCCGUCAUCACCGCAGCCAUCAACAAAGAGAACAACAAAGUCUACCUGUCUGAACCGGUCAUAUUUACCCUGAAACACCUGCAGCAAUCCAAGGAAAGCUUUAACCCCAACUGUUCUUUCUGGAGUUAUUCCAAGAGGACCAUGACGGGGUACUGGUCGACACAGGAUUGCCGGUUGCUAGGCACCAACAGGACUCACACCACGUGCUCUUGUACCCACCUGACUAACUUUGCAGUCCUCAUGGCUCACGUGGAGGUCAAGAAUACUGACCCAGUCCAUGACCUGCUGUUGGAUGUGAUCACAUGGGUUGGCAUUCUGCUCUCCCUGGUCUGCCUGCUCAUCAGCCUGUUCACCUUCUGCUUCUUCCGGGGCCUCCAGAGCGAUCGCAACACCAUCCACAAGAACCUCUGCAUCAGCCUCUUCAUUGCAGAGUCCCUCUUCCUGGUGGGGAUCAACCGAGCUGACCAACCGAUUGCCUGUGCUGUGUUCGCUGCCCUGCUCCACUUCUUCUUCCUGGCGGCCUUCACCUGGAUGUUCCUGGAGGGCGUGCAGCUCUACAUUAUGCUGGUGGAGGUGUUCGAGAGCGAGCACUCGCGCAAACGCUACUUUUACCUGGUGGGUUACGGCGUGCCAGCACUCAUCGUGGCCGUGUCGGCCGCCGUGGACUACCGGAGCUACGGCACGGACCGAGUGUGCUGGCUUCGUCUGGACACUUACUUCAUUUGGAGUUUCAUAGGACCGGCAACCUUGAUAAUUAUGCUCAACGUGAUAUUCCUAGGCAUCGCGCUGUACAAGAUGUUCCACCACACCGCCAUCCUCAAACCCGACUCGGGUUGCCUCGACAACAUCAAAUCGUGGGUGAUUGGGGCCAUCGCUUUGCUCUGUUUGCUGGGCUUGACCUGGGCCUUCGGCCUGAUGUACGUCAACGAGAGCACGGUCAUCAUGGCCUACCUCUUCACCAUCUUUAACUCCUUGCAGGGCAUGUUCAUCUUCAUCUUCCAUUGUGUCCUCCAGAAGAAGGUGCGUAAGGAGUACGGAAAGUGUCUGCGUACCCACUGCUGCAGUGGCAAGAGUGUAGAGAGUUCCAUUGGCUCUGGGAAGAGCUCAGCCUCCCGCCCACCAGGGCGCUAUUCCACAGGGUCACAGAGCCGGAUCCGUCGGAUGUGGAACGACACAGUCAGGAAACAGUCGGAGUCAUCUUUCAUAACCGGCGACAUCAACAGCUCAGCGUCGUUGAACCGAGGGGCUAUGGCUAACCAUCUUAUAACUAACGCUCUCCUCCGUCCCCAUGGCACUAACAAUCCCUAUAACACAUUGCUCGGGGAUUCGGCCGUCUAUAACAACCCGUCAGUGGGCAUGUACAACACGCAAGUGCCCUACAGAGAGACAAAGGGAAUCCUGAACAAUGCCCGGGAUACAAGUGUCAUGGAUACUCUACCACUGAAUGGUAACCACGGCUACAGCAUCGCCAGCGCCGACUACAUGAGCGACUGCGUCCAGAUCAUCGACAGGGGCUACAACCACAAGGAGACUACGCUGGAGAAGAAGAUCCUGAAAGAGCUGACGUCUAACUACAUCCCCUCCUACCUGAACAACCACGACCGCUCUGCCGAGCAAAACCGCAACCUCAUGAACAAGCUGGUGAACAACAUGAGCAAUGGAGGCAAGGAUGUUGGCCUGGGGGGGAUGGGGAUGGGGGGGAUGAACGUGGCGUUGGACUUGGAUGAGCAUUCUUCCUUCCCUCCGCACCUCCAUGAUGAAGGUCUGGGCCUGGAGUUGAUUAGGGAAGAGUCCAACGCCCCCCUUCUGCCCCAGAGACCCCCUUUGCUGCCACCCGUUGACAACCUCCACCACAACCACCUCCACAACCAGGGCCCGCCGCAUCAGCCUCCGCUCCCCCACCACCACCACCCAGCCUUCUCCUCGGCCACCACCACCUCGUCCUCGUCCCGCCGGCGGAUCCCGCAGGAGAACAGCGAGAGUUUCUUCCCCCUGCUCACCAACGAGCAUACCCUGGAUGUGGAGCCCACUUCCCCCAGCCGCCACCCCCACCACCUGCACCAUCCCAGGGACUCCCUCUACACCAGCAUGCCCGUGCUGGCAGGCCUACCGGAUACCACAGACUCCGGCACCACCACCACCACUACCGCCAUCCUCGCCGAUAAAGAUGCCGGAGAGGGCCACCCGGCAGGGGGCAAGAGCCCCGAGGCCAGCCAGGACGAUGUCUACUACAAGAGCAUGCCUAACCUGGGCUCACGUAACCAGCUGCACUCCUACUACCAACUAGGGAGGGGCAGCAGUGAUGGGUUCAUCGUGCCCCCCAAUAAGGAGGAUCUGUCCCCUGAAGAGUCCCCCCAGGAGCCCUCGCACCUGGUCACCAGCCUAUAGGCCUACAAAACCAACUCCCCUGACCCAUCCGCCCCAAUCCCUUCUCUCGCCGUGGUUCCCCCCCCCCCCCCCCCCUCCCCCCACUUCGUCCUACGCGUUCCCUUUGUGCUGAUCAAUCAGCGGCAGUGGUAGCCUUUUUUUUUUACUCUUUGUCCCGAAGACUAAAAUCGAAACUGAUGCCAGUCCCAGUACUGACCGCAGACAGAAUAUUGAAACUGUUAUGUUUUGUGGAUAAUACAUCUAGUCUGGGUUGGAUGUUGGAGAAGUCUAUUGAUGUGCAUUUCACUUCUUUCUUUUUUUUUGGUUGAGAUGCCCGAACCCUGUGUGGAUUGAUGUUUUCCCCUUAGUGUGAGGGGAGAUGAGCACUCGGGACGGUGGGAUCUCGUGCUCUGAAAUGCGAUUUGACAGUCCAAAGGAACUACAAACAGCCACAAAAAAACAUUCUGCUACUAGUAGAUGUGUAGAGUUCAAAUCAGAACAAAUCAAGAAAGACUAUUUUAUUAUACUUCUGUAUCCAUAAUGGCUUUUUAAGAGGUUUUCUUCCUCUCUAGUGAUAUUGCAGCACAUUUUUUUUCUGAAGUGUUCCUGCAAGUUCGACUAAACUGAUUUUGAACAAUAUCAUGAAGGACUUCUUUAAAUCCCAUGUGCUUUACAGCAUAUUUUUUGUUUUGUUGUUUUAUUUUUAUUUUGCUGUAACAAUAACAGUUGUCGAAAAAGAGGGAGAGAAAAAAACAAAUAACAGAAUUAUGAGAUAUUUCUAUGUAAAUGUACAGAUACUAGCGUUGCACAUAUUAGUAUAAUUUUUGUUCCACCCAAACCUUUGUCUCUGUAAAUGUAGUUGGUUAGGAGCAUUUCCUUUCUGUUGUGCUGGUCUUGACACCAGUAUGAGCAUUUUUUUCAAGAAACGACAAACAAAGCAACAAAACGAAAUAACACCCCAAAAAAAUCACAAAACAAAACACUUACCGUACAUGAUUUUUCUCUCUUUAGCAAUGUAACCACCAAUGUUUUCCAAGCCAUUUUUAUUUCACAGUUUGAUUAUUUCUUCACUGUGUAGAUAGAAAGAGAAUGAUGGUUCACACACCAUAGAAGGAACACAUCACAAGUGUCUGAAAAGUUAGCCAAGUGUUGGCCUGCAUCAGUUAUAAGAGACCGGUGCAUUCUUAGAGAGACAGAACACGUCGAAUAUCAAUAAGCACUAGGCAAACCGAAAAAGAGGCCGUAUUUUACUUUUUGAAGAGUGAACGUUUCUAGUGAGAAAAACAACGGGAAAUGUAUUUUCUUUUCUUCCUCAAGGGUAAAGCUUAUUUAUUUAUUAGUUCAAACUACAAAAUAGAGUGAAAAAUUGAGGUAAAGAAUUCCGCAGCACAGAUUCAUUUUUAUUGUGAGUGGUUAUGGCUUUUUUUAUUUAUUCAUUUUUGUAUUGGUUUCCAAGUUGAAUGACCUCAUAACUAAUAUUUGUUGUAACAGUGAAACUUGUUUGCCAACAAAUAAAUGACUGAUUAAGAUUUACCACAUAGUUAUCACAAAGGUUGUGUUUUUCUGUGGGUUUUACAUUGCUAUUACUCCACAAGGCAACGCAAGGCCUUGCAUAUAAAGGUGUUGUACGAGCUCUGUUUACAUAGCUAUUUCAUGAACACAAUACAUGGAAAUGUGUCACUGCUGGUAUAAUAUUUACUCUGAACAUGGAGGAUAACAUGUGGGCGAACAAGAGAGUGAACAUCCAUCAGUUUACCCUGACAUGAGCUAUGAAGAAAGGUGGGUAAGCAAUCAUUCAUUUUUUUUGUAUUAAUAUUUGCCUUGAUUAUUACUUGAAUAUCUGUCAUGACCAUGUUUUUUUUUGUUCAAAUGAUUGACUUUCUCAACUGAGUGGGUAUGGAGACUGCUGCAGUUAUAGUGGCCAUGUAAAAAAAAAAACGAAACAAAAUUACACCACAGCAUAGAUGUCUUAUCUUGUCCAUAGACUUCUUAUAGACUAAGGAAACCAAUGUCAUUUUGAAAUUUGGGUGAACUGUCCCUUGAACAUUUUGCCCUUUCCAGAUGUUUUAACUUUUCCAAUGCUUGAUGACAGGACCGUGGUCAGCUAUGUGAUGGUAAUGACCCAAUAUGACAUGACAUGCGUCAUAUAAUGUUGUGCAAGCUGUAGCUACAUGUACUGUAUGUCAAGAUGCUUAUAGUGAAGAGCCAUUGGAUCGGACAAUGAAUGUCAUGCCAGUGUUGUACUGUACAUAAAAUAUGGUCCAUGCUGUGUAGACUGUUGCAUUUGACAAUUCAUAUGAAGCAGUAACAUUUCACCCAAUCAAAUAUAUUGUUUCUGAAACUCG